AUGAGCUGGCUGCUCAUACCCUUGCUUCUGGUUUCAGAUCAGACCUACAGUGACCGCCUGGUCCAGGACACACCUUUCCUGACAAGCUAUGGACGCCUGAGUGAGCAGCAAGUAGACAAGAUUAUUCUGCAACUGAAUCGCUACUACCCACAAAUUCUCACCAACAAGGAGGCUGAAAAGUUCCGGAACCCCAAGGCCGCUCUGAGAGAGCGUCUCUACAGCCUCCUGCACCAUCUGCAGCGCAGCAGUGAGCGUGACUGCCAGGAGUUCUACCGUGCCCUGUACAUCCAUGCCCAGCCCCUGCACAGCUCUUUGCCCAGCCGGCACACUCUGAAAGACACAGAUGGCAGAGUGCUAGACUCGGGCAUGGAGAGAUGGGAGCUGAGUGACAGGGGACCCCUGGGCUUUCUGGUUUGUCUCAGUGUGGCUGCGGGACUGGCCUUGCUCAUGUACUGCUGCCCCCCAGACCCCAAGAUCCUGCCAGGAGCCCGGCGUGUCCUUGGCUUCUCACCUGUCAUCAUUGAGAGGCAUGUCAGCCGCUACCUGCUGACCUUCCUGGAAGGUGACAUGGGGGGUCCCUGA
This is a messenger RNA of Elephantulus edwardii (Cape elephant shrew), 582 nucleotides long. It is a transcript of the gene CARD19, whose product is annotated as chromosome unknown open reading frame, human C9orf89. Lineage: Eukaryota; Metazoa; Chordata; Mammalia; Macroscelidea; Macroscelididae. The record is from RefSeq and is a predicted model, not a curated record. Gene Ontology annotation, cellular component: mitochondrion. The coding region runs from base 1 to 582 and encodes 193 amino acids. The transcript has 5 exons.